CACGGCAUUCGAUCCCCACUCCCGCAUCGUUCGAUCCCCUCUCCCUCGCCGCCGCCGCCGCCGCCGCCGCCGCCGGCCGGCGCGCCAGCAUCGCUGCCAUGCUCCGCCUCCGGGGCUGCAUCCUCCCCCGCCUCCUCUCAUCUCCCGCCACCUCCCUCCACCGCCUCCUCUCCGCGGCCGUUUCUCCGAGCCCUCCUAGCUUCGCCGUGGAGGAGUACCUCGUCGCCACCUGCGGCCUCACCCCAGCGCAGGCCCGCAAGGCCUCCCCCAAGCUCUCCCACCUCAAGUCCCCGGCCAACCCCGACGCCGUGCUCGCCUUCCUCGCCGGCCUCGGCCUCUCCGCCGCCGACCUCGCCACCGCCGUCCGCAAGGACCCCAGGUUGCUCUGCGCGGGCGUGGAGACAACCCUGGCCCCCAAUGUCGCGGAGCUCACCGGCCUGGGUCUCUCGCCUUCUGAGAUCGCGCGCCUCGUCUCGAUCACCGGCACCACUUUCCGCUGCAAAUCCAUCGUCUCCGGACUGCACUACUGCUUGCCCCUCUUCGGCUCCUCAGAGAACCUCCUUCGGGUCCUCAAGAGUGGCUCCGUUCUCGGGUCUGACCUCCAACGGGUGAUCAAGCCCAAUGUCGCCUUCCUGAGGGAGUGCAGGCUAGGUGCUUGCGAUAUUGCCAAGCUCUACGUAUUUCGGCCAUCGCCGCUCAGCAUCAGCACCGAACGCAUCCGGACAGCAGUGGCGCGUGUUGACGGUCUUGGUGUAUCCCGUGGAUCUCCCAUGUUCAAGCAUGCGCUACAAGCUGUUGCAUUCCUCACCGAGGAGAAAAUCACCGCCAAUGUAGAGCACUUGAAGAAAGCGUUCAGGUGGUCGGAUGCCGAGGUGGGCAUUGCUGUUUCUAAGGCUCCAUCGUUGCUGACGAAGAAUAAGGAAUCGCUGCAGCGCAGGUCCGAGUUCCUCAUCUCUGAGCUGGGGUUGGAACCCGCAUACAUUGCUUAUCGUCCGGCAAUGCUCACUUACAGCUUGGAGGGCCGGAUCAGACCCCGGUACUAUGUCGUAAAGUUUCUCAAGGAAAAUGGAUUGCUCAAGCGUGACCCGAGCUACUUUACUGUUUUCAAGGAGUCCGGGAAGGCAUUCAACAAGAUGUUCAUACACCCUCAUAAGGAAGCUGCACCACACCUUGAAAAAGACUACGAUGCUGCUUGCAAAGGGGAGGUGCCCACUAAUUUCAGAUUCACAUAAGCCAAGAACGGGCUCUGAUGUAACUGUGUGCUGGUUGUCCGCUGCUGUAUGUCUGUUAGAUGCUGGGUUGGUGGUUGUUAACGAGUGAUGAAGCUGAUAAUUUGAUCCCUGGAUACUGAUAUUUAAUGUCACCACUCAGCCGAGAAGAAACCAUGGAUUGGUUAUGAACUUUUUCGUCCUCAUUCAUGUUUUAAACACAUGUAUUGAAACUAAGUAAGUGUGAGAUCAGGCCAUUCUGUAAUGCACUAAAAUUUCAGUUUUCAAGUUAAUUGCCUGUGCAUUGAGAUAAUGAGCCAAGGUAAGGUCUCCUUCAUUGUGGGUAAUGUAUUCCUAAUGUUCUAUUUCUGUUUUUGCAAUUCAUAGUGGAUAAUUUGAGGGUAAAUCUGGUGCCCUUCCCAAAUCUAGGUAAAUAGUCUUUUUGGCAUGGUCAAUUCACCUGGCUUUAGCUUAACCUAUUUAUUAGUUAUGGUUUCAUAUAAAAAUCAUUUUGGUUUGCUCAUAUGCAGAUUCAUAGAGAUCCGUCUUUGCUUUAACUAACGAACUAAAGAUAGACUUGUUCAUUCAACUAUAGAAAGCGUCUACAAGUGAGUUCUCCUUUAAUUGGAUCAGAGGUAAUGGUUUGGAGCCAUCGGUCAUCUUGUUUAUUGAGACAAUGAAGAAGCACUUGCUGCUAGUGAUAUUAUUGAGACAAAGGAGCACUAAUUUUGUACUGGUGUGUAUUGUGUUCAUGCUCUGCAUCAUGGCCAUAAAUCAUGUGUUUACUGUGGAUGGCAGCUAUAGAUUUUUUUUGUUCAUUAUCGUGUUUUGAUCUUAUGGGCAAUUCAGCUAGUUCGUGUCUCUUCCUUGUAUAACCAAGCUACCUCUUCUUCAAUUUGGCUAAACCGAGUGCUUAAUUUAUUACUUUGGUCAGUGUGAUUGUGAAUAUAGGCACCAAACAGUUGGUAUCAUGUACUAUAUCCAUACUCUGAAUACAUGGUCUGAAUAUCUGCAGAUACUGCAGGUUCUUAAUUACUCCCCCCUAGUAAUCUGUUUGUUCGAAAUGCCGCACAUAAUCUGCUAGCCUUUUGGGACAGAUUACUUCCAGCUGACCACAUGAUCUGUACUUGAGAAAGAUAUCAUUGAAGUUCAGUGACAGAUAGUGUCGUUAUGAUUUUCGCAAGGAAAAAUUAAGUCGUGGUAGGAAAAGAAAAAAAGCCAGAUGGGAUGUCAUGUAGUAUAGAGUCUUGCAGAAUUUCAAAUAUAGGAAUAGUGUGUACCUCAGUUUACAAACCAACCUGUGCGAGGAUGGUGCACAUUUAUUUGUUCCUGAUUUGAGGCUGUAGAAGUUGGAAGAAAUGAGAUGUUAGGUGUGUAUGCUUACUGUAAAGCAAAAGGGAUGGUUCAUGCUAUACUGGCGAAGAGAUGUGAUUUAAAGAUCAGUUGUGUGUCCCUUCUCUAGUGCUUGUUGAAAUUAUAGAAUCAAGAUUAAUGGAAUGUAGGCGAGGUGAACAGGUCGAUGGAUGAAGUGACUUACCACCAGGUGAGAAGAUGUGGAGUUCUUCCUCGGGCAAAAAGUGGCUGGGCAAUAGGAGCAUACUGAUUUACUGAAUGUGGAUGGUGCUUUCUUUCUUCCAGGUGAAGAUGUGCUAAAACUGCAUGUUGAUGGUGCCUUUUCUUCUUCUUUCAGGAAACGAGAGGAACCAUGGCGGCAAUGGCUUUGCUGUACUAUACAUGAUUCUGAAGGCUCUGUUAGUUGAUGGUGGCCUGAAGCUUCAGUGACAAGUACGGCCUGAUGAUGGCAUGAGUUCUAAUCAGGGAAGCUCCUACUUUUCUCUUUUCUGAAUCUUGCAAGUUAAGUAAUCCUUCUAGUAUUGUAUACUAUAGAUUUGAAUAAUCCUUCUAGCAUCUGGUGCUUUCAUCAAUUUUGUACAUUUUGUUGGAUCUUCACUUGGAUGUAAACAAUUUGAACGAGUCACACAUGCAUGUAAACAGUAAGUGGUACGUAAAUUUUGUACUCUGAACUCUGAAUUUGAAUCAGAGCUGAAAAUUAGCCCUGAAUCUUUCAGACUUCAUGUGUGAACUCUGAAACCUAUUAUACCCAAGUCAAGUGUGAAGCUAUAUAUAUAGUACUCCCUCCGUCCCAUAAUAUAAGAGCGUGUUUUCGACACUAGUGUAGUGUCAAAAACGGUCUUAUAUUAUGGACAGAGGGAGUAGUAAGUAUGUGUUUAAAAAUCUUUCAGGAUCCAAGUUAACUCGAAUCAGAGCUGAAAAAUAGAGAUCUUACAACAAAGUUUUUUAACUGUUCCUUUUCCCCAACAGUGGCAUGUUCCAUUUUUGGCUGCAAGCCUGCAAGAACCUAAUAUGGCCAACUUCUAGUGUUAUUUGCUUCAGAUGCUUCAAAGCCACAACUAUUUUAUCAGUAUUUUCCAUUAUCAUAGCGGCAUCUGUAUGACGCGAGCUCUUACGCUUUCAGAACAUUGGGACUGGGCUUAACUAAUUAUGUCGAGAAAUCACUUAUCUUAAACUACAUCAGUGAUUAGAGGACUUUGAGCGAAAAGUUCUUGUGUCUUUAUCAUAAAUGUCCAACUUAGACAGUUUCACUGAAAGUAUUGAAGGCAUGUGAUGAAAUCCAAGUGCAAAUGCUAUCUGAUUUGCAUCAUUCUUAUUUCUGCAAUCUAUUUCUCCAACAUUUAUUCGUAUUCAUUUAGAGUAGACAAUAAUAUAAUCCACUAGUGAACUUACUGCAUGAAGGCAAUAUGCUGACAGUUGAUAAUAAAAUACUCCAACUCCAGAAUUAAUCCGAAAAUUAUAACAAUUAUCUACAUGUAUGGAGCAGAGAUGAAAAACUUGCGGAAGAGGCCAUGAUGAGCAAUCGACCUGACGAGGACCAGGAGAAAAAGAAGAGCAGCAAUUGGGGGAUGGUCAAAGAGGAGAGCCUAAUGAUAACACCAGUGUUUCUGUCUCCAGAUCAAACUCGAUGACAGGCAUGGUGCCACGUACGGGGAUUCGGUUGAACUAAACAUUCAGAGAGAAGAGCAUCACAAGAUAUUAGAUGCCGCAGGGAAUGUACCUUAGCUAUGGCUCCUAAAAACAACGCGGCAUUCCAUCGUGGAGUGAGGCAGCCUGAACAAACCACAAGUUGAGUGAACAAUCGAUUCGAUGUGGUAUGAUUUUCCUACUCUGAACUCUGAAUUUAAACCGGAGCCCAAAGUGAGCUCUGGGACUCUGAAAUUUUCAGACUUGAUGAUGGUUGAGCUCUGAAACUUGUUACACCCAAGUCGAGUGUCAUUGAUGCUACCUACUGUAGGUUUCUAUUAAAUCUUACAAUUGAACGAGUCAUGCAUGUGCGUAACAAUCAGUUUGUGUCCUGUAAAUUAUGCACUCUCAGCUCUAAAUAUUCUUUCAGACCUGAUUUAAUUAGUGAACUCUGACUUAAUUGUUAACUUGAGUCACAACUCAGAAUCACUAGCAAGUACAUGAGUCAAGUACGUAAAAUAUUAAGAGUAAUGUGUGUCAUUUUUUUUAGAUGACAACAGUUUGUAUCCUGUAACAAAGUAUUUGUCGCCUCUGUUUAAGUAAGUGAACGAAUGAAUUGGGGCCAAAAGGUAAUACACAAGCAUUCUGUUCUAGAAAAAAUAAUUGAUGUGAGUGUUCUCAAUUUUUUUUUUCAAGUGCACUAGGGUCUUUAUUAAAACUCCGCAAUGCUUGGGAUACAAAUGAUGUCUGGUAAGAACCAUAGCCACAAGUUGGGACCAACUGGCAGAUAAACAACUUUUUUCUAUACAAUCGCACGGAGUUUUAUUAAACCAUCAUGAUGUUUAUAUGGACGAAAGGAAGUCCAUUGGGCUGACGCUGACCUAACUAAACAUCGGGGCCAGCCCUUAAAGAUAACGCAUGCUUUGCUAAAUUGUGAGCUUUCAAAUUGGAGCUCCUAAAUUCAUGAAAUAUGUUACAUGAAAUUAAAACAUCUGAAUGUUGCUUGAUCUCCUGAAUAAUUGGUCCAUAUAGGUAGCAGCACUUCCAGCUUAAUUUCAUCGACAACCACCUUUGCAAUCAGAGGCGACAUGUAUAUGCUGCAAGUUGAGAUCCCAGAUUACUUUUUUUUGGAGGGGUGAAGAUCCUUCCAGAUUACUUGGGAUUUCUGGUGUGACUACUAAAAGGCUUCAAGGCCCACUAAGCCUAAGCCUCACACGCUGGGCUAGAAAGGCUUCAAGAACCAAGAUUAAUGAAAUGCAGGCAAGGGCGGAUCGGCAGACGAAGUACUUAAUUACCACCGGCUGAGAAGAUGCCGACUUUUCCUCAAGAGAAAAAAGGGGCUGGGCUAUAGAAGCAUAUUGAUUUACUGAAUGUGGAUGGUGUUUUGUUCUCCUUCUAACAGGAAAGGAGACAAAUCAUGGCGGCUACAGCUUUGCUGUACUAUACUGAAGGCUCUGUUAGUUUAUGAUAUGAUGUCCUGUAGUUUCAGUGACAAGUAUGGCCUGAUGAUGGGUGGUGUGAGUUUUAUUCAGGGAAGUUCCUACUUCUCUCUUUUGAAUUUUGCAAAGUAAAGUAAUCCUUCUAGUGUUGUACUUCAGAUUUGAAUAAACUUGCAGCAUCCGGUGCUUUAAUCAAAUUGUACAUUUUGUUGGA
Molecule: messenger RNA, 5840 nt
Organism: Triticum dicoccoides
Lineage: Eukaryota; Viridiplantae; Streptophyta; Magnoliopsida; Poales; Poaceae
Product: transcription termination factor MTERF4, chloroplastic-like
Exons: 2
Coding region: 99-1232 (377 amino acids)
Biological process (GO): regulation of DNA-templated transcription
Molecular function (GO): double-stranded DNA binding
Source: RefSeq, a predicted model, not a curated record